AGUAGUUUAAUAUUCGGCAUCAGUCUUGUCAGAAAGUUCAUCGAGAACAUUGUAAAAUGCGUGCAAUAUUGAUAAUUUCGUCAGUUUUGGUGCUAGCCACUGCUAGACCUAACCCACCUGAUGCAAAUAAUGGAUAUGAAUACAAUACACCACAAGAAAAUUACCAGGCAGCCGUGCCCGAACAAAUCAGUAGUGGGCCAGCCGGAGAAACAUUGCCCAACUUUGUUCCAGUUCAAGCUAACGAUGGUCCAGCACUGCCGCCCGUCUAUCCACAAUCUCAAGUUCCCGACAACUUUGUGCCAACCGGUCCAUCAGACGUUCAACUUCAAGGUGUGCCUCUGUACUCACAGACAUCUCCAGCACAACAGACCAACAUAGAAAACCAAGAACUCACAACCGGACCAGAGACAUAUCGCAAUACGAACGACGAACAGCAAAAACUACUUAGCUCAUCAUAUGAUGCACUUCCAAUAUCGGGAGCACCACAACAGCAACAAGAAUCAUCAUUCGUUGGUAGCACACAACAACAGUCAUCAUUCAGUGGCAACGCACAGCAAUCGUCAUCAUUCGGUGGCAAUUUCCAGCAACAACAAAGUGUUGGUUCUUCAUUCAGUCAAGACAGCCAGAGUGACGAAUUACCACCAAUCAUUACUAAACAUUUCUACGUUCAUGCUGCCCCUGAAGAACCAGAAGAAUCCGAAGGACCCAAAUUCGUGAACAUUGGCCGAAAGCAGAAGAAUUACAAAAUUAUUUUCAUUAAGGCACCAACAUACGGAUUCAACUCACAAGUCAUUCCCAUCGUGCAACCGAACGAAGAGAAGACUAUCGUCUAUGUAUUAAGCAAAAAACCAUCGUACAAUCAAGACAUCUCACUACCACCAGUACCAGUCACUGAACCAUCCAAACCAGAAGUAUUUUUCAUUAAAUACAAAACUGACAGAGAAGCUCAGGAAGCUCAACAAAAAAUUCAAGGCGCAUACGAAUCGAACACCUUUACCGGAUCAAACGACAAUGUGGCCACCAACAUUGGAACGGCCAUCAGCGGCUUCCAAAACCAAGGAUUAUCAACUUUCAAUUCGUUUGCUGGUCAAGCAACUGGUAUCCUAAACAACGUCGGUACAGCCGUUACGAAUCAAUUGUGUGCUGGUGGUUCGAGUUGUUCGGCCGGUACAAAGCCCACAUCUGUCGCCCAAACUCAAACUGCGAACGAUGAAGAACAGGUAUCUGCUGGUGCUAGUGAAAAUACGAUCGUGGAGAAUUUAGUCGAACCACAACCGGAAGUAGAACAGCCAUCACAACAGCAAUCACUGCCACAACAAAAUGACAUUCGUGAGGAAUAUUUACCACCACAUCAUUGAACACACACUCUGUUUUGUUAAGUUGUUUUGCUCAAAUUUGUAUAUACAAAGAAUGUCGAGGUAAAUAAAGUGAUUUUACAC
Molecule: messenger RNA, 1439 nt
Organism: Bradysia coprophila
Lineage: Eukaryota; Metazoa; Arthropoda; Insecta; Diptera; Sciaridae
Biological process (GO): chitin-based cuticle development
Cellular component (GO): chitin-based extracellular matrix
Molecular function (GO): structural constituent of chitin-based larval cuticle
Source: RefSeq, a predicted model, not a curated record